ACACGCGUGUUUAGAGAACGCAUCGUCGACCGUUCGAUUAAUCUCUUGCGGCAUUUGCGAACAUGAGCAAGACGAUUCCAUGGUUCCCAUAUCAACUAUUCUUCCUAAUAGUGGAACCUAUAUCCGCCCUAGUCGGUGCAUACUACGCCGCUGGUCGUCCCGAGGAAUACCUAUCACUUCUCUCCUCAUCACCAACGCAGCUCGUAACCACAUCCACACCUACACUCAUCUCACUAUACCAACUGUCCAAUCUCUAUCUCUUAUUCGCCUUAAAUGAGCACAUUGUGCUCUCAUCCACGAAUUCUCUCAAAACAUGGCGUCGACUGUUGUUCUGCCUUCUCCUCGCAGAUUUCGGUCAUUUGGCUACGAUGUGGCCUCUGGCAUUGGAAAAGGGAGUCGGUGAAGUGUAUUUUAGGUGUUGGGAUUGGAAUGCGAUGGAGUGGGGAAGUAUUGGAUUCGUGUAUAUGGGUGCACUGAUGAGGAUCAGUUUCUUAGUUGGAUUAGGUCUCAAGACUGAUACGAGAGGGGAAGAGAAGCGAGAUAAAGACGAGUGAAUGGGAAACCACAAUGUACUUUCCUGUUUCUCCCAUAUUUCAUGGAGAUUGACACUCAGCAGACUAUUCAGAUAUCAUGAUUGCGCUCGCAGCAAAUGCUCAUUUUAUUGACAAUGAGUAUAGAGUAGUCAUCAAUCAUAGUACUUUUGAGCGAUGACCCAUA
Somion occarium is the source of this 717-nucleotide messenger RNA. The record is from the annotation of a GenBank genome assembly. NCBI's taxonomy places the organism in Eukaryota, Fungi, Basidiomycota, Agaricomycetes, Polyporales, Cerrenaceae.